Molecule: messenger RNA, 789 nt
Organism: Arachis duranensis
Lineage: Eukaryota; Viridiplantae; Streptophyta; Magnoliopsida; Fabales; Fabaceae
Exons: 2
Coding region: 1-789 (262 amino acids)
Molecular function (GO): protein binding
Source: RefSeq, a predicted model, not a curated record
AUGACAGAUCACUUGAAUAAUUUUCAAGGAAUUAUGAAUCAGUUAUCUUCCAUGGGUAUCAAGUUCGAUGAAGAGGUUCAAGCAUUGUUACUUCUUGGCUCCUUACCAGACUCGUGGAAAAUUCUCAAAAUGUCAUUGUCUAAUUUUGCUCCUGAUAGUGUAACCUCUAUGGAUCUUGCCAAGAGCAGUGUUUUGAAUGAAGAAAUGAGAAGAAAGUCACAAGUUUCUUACCUUCUUCUUCCAAGUAUUCAUCGAACACACCUCAUUGAUGAUGAUAAUAAUCUUACUACCGUUGAUCGAAGCAUCUUCAAUUUAUCAGAAAACAGGCGUUACGAAUGGAAGAACAUAUUAAACGGUAGUCAUGUUGGAGCAUGGUGUGUUGGUUCUUCUCAUGGCUGGAUUAUACUUUUGGAUCAGAAUGGAAUUCUACUCCUUCUAAAUCCUUCUUCUUCUACUACCAUUAACCUACCACCUCUUCCCCUUUCAUUCUUACACCCUGUUACAUAUUCUUACUUUGCUGAAUAUUUAAGAAAGAUCUUCAUAGUCAAAGAAAUUUUGAUGUUUUGCUCCUUUUCUUCAAGCUACACUCUUGCCAUCAUAUAUGGUUCCGACUGUAAGAUUGCUUAUUGCAAUUCUACAACUUGGGUUGAGAUCUCUCAUGAUAAGCAAUCUUAUUUUCAUAUUGUCUUCAGCAACAAUUAUCUUUUUGCUUUGACACAAGAUGGUUUUAUUGAAGUUUGGGAUGUUUGUGGCCAAAUUCCUGAAAGAUUGUUAGUGUUGCACGUGUGA